CAAAAUUAGGGUAUAUAAAUGUUGAGGUACGGUUUGGGUUCGGCGGACGGAAGCUUCGGGACCUCUCCGAUCAUGGUGGCUUCGUCGCCUUCCUCUUCUUCCACCUCCUCCUCUUCGGAGUCUGGAUCGGAUUCGUCCUCCUCCUCCGUUUCCCGCCGUCGAGAUCGCCGCCGCAGUCGGCACCGCCGUGGGGAAAAUCUUAAGGCUCGCAAAGAGCGCAGCAAGCGGAAGCGCAAGCACCGUCGAUCUCCCAGCGACGGAUCCUCUAGUUCCUACAACGAAGGUUACAGUGAUGAAAACAUUUCUGAUAGCGAGGCCAAGCAUAAAAAGCACAAGCACGAGAGGUCCAAAAAGGAUAAGGAGAGGAGAAAGAGACACAGGAACAAGCAUCAAAAGCAGAAACAUAAAGAGAAGCAGCAGAGUUGUGGCAGUCCAGUCCAACUAUCCAAGUUCCUUGGCCGCGACAAAGAAGAUGGUGCUCGACGCAGUGCUAUUUCUGGUAAAAAGAUUCUCCUGAAGCUUGAUAAAUCGAAGGAAGACAAGAAGGCUGAGAGCAACCGUAAUGACCUGCUGAAGUUUCUGAAUGCUAGUUAUGAUUGAUUGUCGUUGAAGGAAGAUGGUUCUAAGAAAAUAUCAAAUUUUAAGAUUGUACAUGAAUUGUGUUUGCUCUUGUAAUGUUCUACUCUUGCAUUUUGACGUUUAGCAUGCCAACUCUCGGAUUACAUGUUUGUAGUCUAUUGAUUUGCAUAAGAGGUAAUGCUACUUUCUUGA
This is a messenger RNA of Zingiber officinale, 771 nucleotides long. RefSeq names its product protein FAM133-like. Bases 19 to 600 code for a protein of 193 amino acids. NCBI's taxonomy places the organism in Eukaryota, Viridiplantae, Streptophyta, Magnoliopsida, Zingiberales, Zingiberaceae. The record is from RefSeq and is a predicted model, not a curated record. The transcript has 6 exons.